UGGUCAAACUGAUGGCUGAUCAAAGGGAACAGUGUUCAAACCCUGACGAAGACGAAGUAGUAGAUGUUCUGUAUGACGUAACCAGUAGAAGAAGCACCGUACCUAAUAGGGUGGCAAACGUUGAAGCAGAAAUUCUUCAACAAAGACAAGAUCUUGCAGAAAAUGUCAAAGUAUUGCCUGGUUUGGAUAUCAAGAAAGUUGCCACCAAGUAUCCCCUAAAGAAGACUGUACCUGCAGUGAAAGAAUCUUCUGACAAAAGGGACCAGGAUAUGAUGGCUCGUACAAAAUUACUUUGUGAAACGGCGGAUGCAUUAAAAUCUGCACUAGCACAAGCUAAGAGAGAAAAAGAAAAUAAAGAAAAAAAUUAAAUAAUAAUUGUUAUUUUGGAGCACAAUUGGUACGGUACAGUAUUUAAUAGGCAUUUAUUACUAUGUGAAAUGUGGUUUGUUUCCUUCUGAAAUUGUUUUACAUUUUUAUGACUUGUUGACAUUCCUUGCUUUUCCCAAGCUUGUGAUGAAAUUAGAUACAUAGGGAAUUUGUUAUUAAACAAUACAAAGUACAUUUUAAGAUAUUUAACUUUCGUAAACAAGUAUGUUUGGUACAUAACUUUUACUUCAUUGUGUUUAGUGUAGCUUUUUAGGUUAUCAAUAGGCCUGCUAAAAAAAAUUUUUAUUAAUAUCCUGUAGGUUUCAAAUCUGUGUCCUUGCAUUUGUUGUAAGUACUCAUAUCAUGGGUACAGGUUAGUUUAUUACCUAUUGGUUACAUUUUAAGGUUUCCAUAAAGUACAGUUUUCUUAUUUUAUUUAAAUACUCAAGUUAAAUGUAACUUUUCUACCUAUUGUUGUUUAAUAAAUAAGUUACCUAAUGUAUUUUUUUGAACAAAGUUGUUUCUAGUGUUUCCUAUGUUAGGUUUGUCAAUAAAAUGUUGUUUUAAA
This is a messenger RNA of Macrosteles quadrilineatus (aster leafhopper), 934 nucleotides long. RefSeq lists its product as uncharacterized. Lineage: Eukaryota; Metazoa; Arthropoda; Insecta; Hemiptera; Cicadellidae. The record is from RefSeq and is a predicted model, not a curated record. The transcript is spliced from 4 exons. The coding region runs from base 12 to 368 and encodes 118 amino acids.